This is a messenger RNA of Otolemur garnettii (small-eared galago), 1268 nucleotides long. RefSeq names its product leucine carboxyl methyltransferase 1 (gene LCMT1). Gene Ontology annotation, molecular function: protein C-terminal leucine carboxyl O-methyltransferase activity. The record is from RefSeq and is a predicted model, not a curated record. Gene Ontology annotation, biological process: C-terminal protein methylation. The coding region runs from base 84 to 1085 and encodes 333 amino acids. The transcript is spliced from 11 exons. Gene Ontology annotation, cellular component: cytosol. NCBI's taxonomy places the organism in Eukaryota, Metazoa, Chordata, Mammalia, Primates, Galagidae.
UGAAGCUGGUUCCUGGCCCUGCUGUCUGUAAACCUCCGCUUCAUGUUUUUGGUGGGCAAGUCACCUCCAAACUUCCACCUCCUAUGGCGGCUAGCCUGAGGGAGUCCCCUUUCCCGCCCUGUACUGCCACCUCGAGCAGCGACACGGACGACGAGGGCGUGCGCGGCACCUGUGAAGAUGCUUCUCUGUGCAAGAGGUUUGCAGUAAGCAUCGGCUACUGGCAUGACCCUUAUAUCCAGCACUUUGUGAGACUGACUAAAGAGAGGAAGGCCCCUGAAAUUAACAGAGGAUAUUUUGCUCGAGUCCAUGGUGUCAACCAGCUUAUAAAGGCAUUUCUACGGAAAACAGAAUGUCAUUGUCAAAUUCUCAACCUUGGGGCUGGGAUGGAUACCAUUUUCUGGAAACUAAAGGAUGAAGAUCUACUUCCAAGUAAAUAUUUUGAAGUGGACUUUCCAAUGAUAGUUUCCAGAAAGCUGCACAACAUCAAAUACAAGCCUCCCCUUCUCAACCCCAUUGUAGAAUUACAUUCAGAGGAUACAAUUCAGAUAGAUGGACACAUGUUGGAUUCAAAAAGAUACGCCAUUAUUGGAGCAGACCUCCGACAUAUACCUGACUUGGAAGAGAAACUAAAGAAAUGUAACAUGACUACACAAUUGCCAACACUCCUGAUAACUGAAUGUGUGCUGGUUUACAUGACUCCGGAGCAGUCUGCAAACCUCCUCAAGUGGGCAGCCAACAGUUUUGAGACGGCCAUGUUGAUAAACUAUGAACAGGUGAACAUGGGUGAUCGAUUUGGCCAGAUCAUGAUUGAAAACCUGCGGAGACGACAGUGUGACCUGGCAGGAGUAGAAAUCUGCAAGUCAUUAGAGUCACAGAAGGAACGGCUCCUGUCGACGGGGUGGGAAACAGCUUCAGCAAUGGACAUGAUGGAGCUGUACACCAGGUUACCGCCAGCUGAAGUGAACAGAAUAGAAUCGCUUGAAUUCCUGGAUGAAAUGGAGCUUCUUGAGCAACUCAUGCAGCAUUACUGUCUUUGUUGGGCAACCAAAGGAGGAAGUGAACUAGGUUUGAAGGAGAUAACUUAGUCUGAUGAAGGCUCACGCUGAGCCAGACACUGACACCACCAGCCUUCCCGGAGGAGCUACGCUGAGCUCCCUGAGUGAUGGCCAGGCCGAGGUACUGAUCUCAUCCCACACUCUGAGAAACCUCAGUUAUGAAGGUCGUCACUCCUGUUUCUGUGGACUUGUUGUUUAAAUAAAUCUCAGUUG